Molecule: messenger RNA, 1638 nt
Organism: Paecilomyces variotii
Lineage: Eukaryota; Fungi; Ascomycota; Eurotiomycetes; Eurotiales; Thermoascaceae
Product: pentachlorophenol monooxygenase
Exons: 2
Coding region: 1-1638 (545 amino acids)
Molecular function (GO): FAD binding
Source: RefSeq, a predicted model, not a curated record
AUGGAAGACACAAUCAAGAACGAGAUCCUUAUCGUUGGAGGAGGGCCUACGGGCCUCUUGCUCGCCUAUGAGCUCCUUCGCCGACAAGUUCCUGUGCGGAUCAUCGAGAAACGACAGGGUCCGUCGCAUACGACAAGGGCCAUGACCUUGCAUGCGCGGACCCUGGAGAUGCUUGAUCAUAUGGGAAUGGCACACAGACUGGAGCAGGUCUGUCUGGAAUGCCCAGGAAACCUGUAUCACUUUCCAGGACUCAGCGAAGACGAAUGGCCUCGAACAGAUUACCGAGUACUACCGACGCGAUAUCCUUUCUACUACAAGAUCAGUCAGGAAAAUGUCGAGUUGGUGCUGCGGGAGCAACUGUUCGCGAAUUACUCCAUUGGCCCAGAAUAUCGUACGGAGCUAGUGGCCCUGGAGCAAGACGAGCACAAGUCAGUAACGGCUACUAUUCGGCACCCAGAUGGCAGCAUCGAGAAGGCCUCCUAUCCCUAUGUGAUAGGAUGUGAUGGUGUCCACAGUUUUGUCCGGAAGGCAGCAGAUAUCAAGUUCGAGGGCGAGACCGUCGCCGUGAUGUCAAUGAUGGACGUGGAACUCAGCAACGUCACUUUUGAUGACCGAUGGAUGAACUACUAUUUCAACAAGGACCUCUUUAUGAACUGCACCAAGAUGCCCGGGAAGUACUGGCGCAUCUAUAUGAGUGAACCGACCGGGAAAUACGUCUUCGACAAGGACCCGCAAAAAGCAUACCAGGAAGUCGCAGACAAACUGGGUGUUGGAUUCAAGGUGGGAAAACCGGAUUGGGUGACGGCCUGGGAUGUCCGCAACCAUAUGGCGGAGCGGUAUCGUGCUGGGCGAUUGAUCAUCUGUGGUGACGCCUCUCAUGUCCACUCCCCAAGUGGUGGACAAGGAAUGAACUGUACGAUGCAGGACGCAUUCAAUCUGGGUUGGAAGCUGGCUGCUGUCUUCAAAGGGGAAGCAGAUGAUUCUAUUCUCAACACGUAUGAGAAGGAGCGGAAACCAAUUGGUAGCCAGGUCACCGAAGGCGCACUCGCAACACAUCACAUAGUCAUGGGAUUCGGUGUCGAGCCCGAGGACCGUCUCCAUCUCACCAAGGAACCAGGCUGGGAGGAACGCACCAUCAAACUCGUAUCCGGUCUGUCACACAAUUACUGUGAUGUGACUGUCCUUCCUGAAGGCUUGACUCCAGUUAGCGGUCCCAAACCGGGCGAACGCGCUCCAGAUGCGUUGCUUGUGAGGGAACCCAAAAGACGCUUAUAUGACGCCCUGCGUCGACCGCAGUUCACGGUUCUCGUGGCCCCUGGUACAGCGAACCCGGACAGUGUCAUCGACAUCGGGACAUCAGUUCGUGAUAAACUGAACAAGCUAUAUCCCAGGCAGGUUUCGACCUAUCUGAUCUCGCGGCAACGGGAACAGCGUUUUGACAUCGAUCACGAGACUGUUGAUGAACUUGAUGAAUUUGAGACGCGGUACGAUAUUCCUGCAGAGGGUCGCCUGAUAGUUAUCCGACCAGACUUGUACGUUGGCAUGGCAUGUAUCCCCGGUGAAUGGGAGAAGCUCAUCACCUACCUAUCGCAAUGGUACGGUGCUGGGGCUCAAUCUGCAAAUGGUGUGCUGAACUGA